AUGGCGGGCCGGGGCUGCAGCGGCGGCCCGGGCCACCUGAACGAGGACAACGCGCGCUUCCUGCUGCUCGCCACGCUCAUCGCGCUCUACCUGCUGGGCGGCGCCGCCGUCUUCUCCAUGCUGGAGCUGGCGAACGAGCGCCAGGCCAAGCAGCGCUGGAACGAGCGCCUGGCCAACUUCAGCCGCCGCAACAACCUGAGCCUCGACGAGGUGCGCGGCUUCCUCCGCCACUACGAGGAAGCCGCCAGGGCUGGCAUCCGCGUGGACAACGUCCGUCCGCGCUGGGACUUCACUGGCGCCUUCUACUUCGUGGGCACCGUCGUGUCUACCAUAGGGUUUGGGAUGACCACUCCAGCGACCCUAGGAGGAAAAAUCUUUCUGAUCUUUUAUGGCCUCAUUGGGUGUGCCAGCACCAUCUUGUUCUUCAACCUCUUCCUGGAGCGUCUGAUCACUGUCAUCGCCUACAUCAUGAAAUCAUGCCACCAGCGGCAGCUGCGGAGACGAGGGGCCCUGGCCCAGGAAAGCCUGAAGACCCCGGGGAAGGCCGAGGUGGACAGCCUGGCUGGCUGGAAGCCCUCAGUGUACAACGUCAUGCUGAUCCUGUGCUUGGCCUCCGUCCUCAUCUCCUGCUGUGCCUCGGCCAUGUACACUUCCUGCGAAGGGUGGGGCUACUUCGACUCGCUCUACUUCUGCUUCGUGACUUUCAGCACCAUUGGCUUUGGGGAUCUGGUCAGCAGCCAGAACGCCCAGUACGGGGGCCAAGGCCUGUACCGCUUCGCCAACUUCGUCUUCAUCUUCAUGGGUGUUUGCUGCAUCUAUUCCUUGUUCAACGUCAUCUCCAUCCUCAUCAAACAGUCUGUGAACUGGAUCCUGCAGAAGGUGGGCAGCAGCUGCUGUCAACAAUGCCAAAGAAGACUCUUGCAGUCUCGGAGGAAUGUGGUGAUGCCGGGCAAUGUCCGCAACCAGCGUGAUGUCUCCAUAGAAACAGAUGGGGUGGUGGAGAGUGACACGGAUGGGCGACGUCUCUCGGGAGAGAUGAUCUCCAUGAAGGACUUCCUGGCAGCCAACAAGGUCUCACUGGCCAUCCUCCAAAAGCAGCUAUCUGAAACUGCCAAUGGCUGCCCCCACUCUGCCAACGUGCUGUCGCGAGACAGUGAAUUCUCAGGGGGCGUGGGGGCCUUGGCUGUCAUGAACAACAGGUUGGCAGAGACGAGUAGGGACAGGAAGAAGUGAGGCAUGGGUGCUGGGCAUGGAGGCCCAGGCCAGAGUGCAGGGUGAAGGACGGUCAUACACAGGCUGAGCCCAGCUCUGCACCUGGUUGGUUCCUUCUGGACACUGUUCCCAUUAGCUUCUCAAGCCCGACUUUGGAAAUGUGAUCUCGGCGCCAACCAGCAGCCACUGUCCAGGGCUAGGGGAAUCUGAGGCCUCAAUGCCUUUCCCCUUACCUUAAUUGUUUCCAUCGAAAUUCAGCUUUUUAAAAAGGAAUCACAAGAGCAGCAUGAACCAUUGCCUUAUUUCUCUCCUCUUCUUGGUUCUGAGUUUCCACCACCCAAAGGGUAUAGGUUUUAUUUAAGCCCUGAUUUCCCGAGACUCCAUUCCUCAUUGGGAAAUGAAAAUCCUAAUUUUUCCCUGGAACUCUGAAUGGCUGAAUUCAGAAAAGGGAAAAAGGUGUUUGAGAAUGUGGCUGGGCUUUAUUUUACUGAGUUUCCUUUAGAGCAGAUUUGUUGGAGGUACUGUGGAUGGGGGAAAUAGCCAUUCUAGUCUUUUUUUUUUUUAACCUCUUUUUUUUUUUUAAGAGAGAGAUUUUUGCUAUAGGGCAUGU
Molecule: messenger RNA, 1822 nt
Organism: Tupaia belangeri chinensis (Chinese tree shrew)
Lineage: Eukaryota; Metazoa; Chordata; Mammalia; Scandentia; Tupaiidae
Gene: KCNK13
Product: potassium two pore domain channel subfamily K member 13
Exons: 2
Coding region: 1-1233 (410 amino acids)
Biological process (GO): stabilization of membrane potential; potassium ion transmembrane transport
Cellular component (GO): plasma membrane
Molecular function (GO): outward rectifier potassium channel activity; potassium ion leak channel activity
Source: RefSeq, a predicted model, not a curated record